AUGUCUACUGUUGAAACAUUAUUGAGGCUACCUAGAUGUUUAUAUGCCAUCUUAACUGUUUAUAAGGUCAUCACCACUGAGGAAAUUGCUGGGAAAAUUGCUAGUUUUCGGUCCUUUUCAACGGGGAGCCUACAGGUUUCUUCAAAUCUUCUAAGGGGCUUCGCCAGGGGGAUCCUCUUUCCCCUGGAUUAUUCCUCCUUGCAGCUGAGGUCGUCUCUAGAAAUUUUAAGCAGCUUGUGGAGGGGAUGGUGUAGUCCAUUCAAACUGCACCGAGGUUGCCCUAUUAUUUCUCACCUUCUAUUUACUGACGAUACUUUAUUGUUUGUGAAUGGCAGCCAAGAUUCCUUGCAUUCAAUUAAGGCUUUCUUGGUGGCCUUCCAAGAGGUGACUGGCCAGCGGAUUAACUUCCACAAGAGCAGCUUCCUUUGCUCAGCCAAGAUGAACACGGGGAGAAUCCGACAGAUAGAGAGGGCCUUGGGAAUCUCUAAAGCUCGUGCGGGGGUGCUUUACUUAUGCAUUCCUCUUUUCAAGGGUAGAGUUUCCACGGCCUCCUUCAAAGUUCUGAUAGACAAGACGGGGAGUAGAAUUUCAGGGUGGAAUGCCAGGCUUUUGUCACAAGCGGGUCGGUUGACGCUGAUAAAGCAUGUUUUGGGAAGUAUCCCCCUCCAUACUAUGGCUGCUACCAAAAUCCCAGUCAAUUUGGUGACAAAGCUUGAGUGCAGGUUUGCCCAAUUCUUCUGGGGUUGGGCGGAAGGCAAGAAAAAGGUUCAAUGGAUUGCUUGGAAUAAGAUCUCACAUCCGAUUGAUGAAGGUGGAUUAGGAGUUCGCAAACUGCAGGAAGUAUUGAAGGCUCUGAGGAGGAAAAUGGCCUGGAAAGUCAAAUAUGGGCAGGUAGUCAGCCCUUGGGUAUUGUACAUGCGUGCAAGGCAGCAAACGGAUUUGGAGGAAGGUAGCUCGGCGGGCCCCUCAUCCUCGGUGUCCCCCUUUUGGAAAAAGGUCAGAAAUGAACUCCCGAUUUUAGCAAAUACCGUUCAAUGGCAAGUUGGGGAUGGAGAUAUGAAUCUUUGGACAUCCAAUUGGACAGGGUUGGGGCCUCUUCAGUCCUUGGUGCCCUCUCCAAUUCCUCAGGCGCUAUUAUCCCUAAAGGUCAAAGAUUAUACAGGCCUAGCGGGGCCUUGCCCUCCCUCUUCUGUCAACCUUCUAUUGGUGGAUGAUCUUCACAAUCUCAUUGUUAGCUCUGGUUUUGCGACAUUUGAGGAUCCUCCCUCCUGUUUCUGGCCUCUGGACGCUACAGGCAAGUUCUCUACUAAAUCGGCUUGGCAUCUGAGUAGGGAUACGGGGCAGGGUCUCUAG
This is a messenger RNA of Magnolia sinica, 1353 nucleotides long. RefSeq lists its product as uncharacterized. Bases 1 to 1353 code for a protein of 450 amino acids. The record is from RefSeq and is a predicted model, not a curated record. The transcript has a single exon. Lineage: Eukaryota; Viridiplantae; Streptophyta; Magnoliopsida; Magnoliales; Magnoliaceae.